AAAUGCAAACUAUGAGAGCUGAUUUAACAUACAUAUCAUUAAUAUUACUACAGUUUAAAAUACAACCCUGUAUACGAAAAACAGUCGUACAUCUACUUACAUCUCACACAUUUGGUUGUCAAAACAAAACUCCAGAGUUUCUACUUUUGUUAUUGAAGUAUCCAGCUAAGUGUAGAUUUUGUUUCAUUUCAUAAAUAUUUAAAUAAGAAAAACGAAAAGAAAUUGUUCCAUCGUAGCUAUUCGCAUAUCUUUCAUCUAACUAAAAUAAUGACACGAAUUUUUUUGGAAACUUCUUGUCUGAAUGACUCCCGUAUGAAGGUCGAUUACGCACGGAAUUUAAAAAUAAAAGAUUUCUUGGAACGUCAUCUGUAAACUCAAGUAUUCAAAUUGUGAUUGGUCAUAUACAUCCAUCAUUCUCGCGUAUUGAUCUGCCAAAUAUUAUAUGCAGUGGGACUUAUAAACAGCAGCAAAAGUGUGUGUGUUCUUAUAUUCAGUAAGACCACAUAAAAGUCAAACAAGACAAGUGCAUUUUCAGUGGCUCUUUACAUCUUUCAAAUUUAUAUUAUAAAUCAGUGUGCGCGCAAAGAGGUGGAAAACAUCUAAUCAUUUAUUGUAUGAUUGAGUUAAAAAAAAAAAUAAAACAGUGACCUCACUUAAAUCGCUUAAGCGUUGAACGUCCUGGCAUGUAAAAAAGACCACAAACACGAGCGAAAAAGAACAAGAAAAAACAAAACGCCUUUUUUUAUGUAUGUUUUAUAUAAUGCCAACAAACUAAUUCAGAAAUAAAAUGAAAGACCAUUUGUUCAAUUAAAAUAUGUUUAGAAAUUUAUUUUUGUAAGUGGAACGGUUUGCAGAUUUUGCUGAGAAGUUGUCAGCUAACAGAGGUAUCUUUAAAUAACUUUUUAUUUCAAUAUAAUAAGUGGAUGUCACCUAAUUAAGAAUAUAUUAAGUGACAAUAUGGCUAGUAUAUCUGCAAUGACAAUUUAUCGAAAAAUAGUUCAAUAUGUCAUUAAAGGCAUUUACUUGCAAUUAAUUUUUUCUGACAAAAUUAAGUGCAUACUUUUAGAACAAGUUCCACAAAACUUGCUGUCAUAUUUGACAGUUCUUUCAGUUUUAUAAUUGCACAUCUGUCGGUUUGGGCAUUACAAUAAACAAUCCUUGACCUUCAAAAUUGUUUAUUAAAUUAAACCGGUUUCCUUAAAAGUUAAAAAAUAAAAUUAAUAUUAAUGUAAAACCAAAGUUUGAAAUAUAUGAAUAACAGUCUUGCAAAGCAUUUAAAUCAACUAUAUAAUGCCGAAAACUGAAAAAGUAAAAGUGAACGUGAAGGACAAGGUUGACGAUAACACUUGUGAUUUAAGCCUUUGCGGUUUGACGGAAAUUCCAGUUAAAGAGAUUGCAUCUUUUAAACGUGUUACUAUUUUGGAUUUGUCGAGUAACAAUAUCACAUCACUCGGAAAUAAUUUCACUACUCUUACGCGCCUAGUUAAGUUGGAUUUAAGUAAGAACCAACUUAAAUCCUUGCCGGAAGAAUUUGGAGCUCUUAUAUUAUUACGUCAUCUAGUCUUAUAUGACAAUGUUCUAGAGCACUUACCACUAAGUUUUGGUAACUUAACAAAUCUACGAUAUUUGGACUUAAAAGGAAACCCCUUAACAACGUCUUUGGCUAAAGUAGUUGGCUAUUGUUUGACGUCUAAAGAUUGUCAAGAAGCUGCAAAAAAAACUAUCAAGUUUUUAGCACAAAUGCAGCAAGAGGCUAGUAAAGCAACAUACGAUAAAAAGACGGAAGUUAAUUCCGUGGUGCCGUCAGAAGAUGCGCAAGAAAAUGAAUUAACUUUAGAAGUGAAAAAUAAAUUAAAGAAACAAUCGAAAAGAGUUAAAAACAGAAGAAAGAAAACACAAAACAAUGCCACCAAAAACAUAUUGACUGGAGUUAAAAAUGAAAUAUUUGAAAAGCAAAAUCCUGUAGUUAUUUUGGACAAACUGGUUAAACCCAAAAAAUCGAACGGGAACACCAAAAAAUUACCGAAAGAAAACAGCACAGCUUUUGUUUCGAUAUUUAUUUUUUUCUUUUUGCUUUUCAUCAACAUCGGCUUAAUAUAUAUUCUAAUGUUUAAGCGCCCAGAAAUAGCGGAAGCACUUGCCAACUAUAUACCACCACAGUAUCGUGAUUGGAUUUUGACUAAAUCUGAAAUAUUUCGCUUACGAAUCUCCGACUGGAUUACAGAGUUUCGCACACCGCCGGAAGAACACUGACGGUUCAUAUAUUUGAAACCAUAAAUCUCUAUACAUGAAGCGGUUUCAAAUAGAAAAAAUACAUUAACAAAAUAUUGUCUGAACACUUGAAAUAUUUAAUCUUGUAAAUUUGCAUAAGGGAAAUUAAUAUAUAAGAUAUUUUCAAUAUAAAUUUAUGCAUACAGUUUUGUAAAAUCUAGUCUUUAAUAUUAAAAAUUAUAAAAGUCUAAAUUACACAAAUAAGUUAAUUAGUAUAAUUAUAUAUGUAUUGAAUUCAUAAUAGAGUUUUGCUCAAAACGCUGCCUAAUAAUGUGAAAUCUAAGUAAAAUACAUUAUACAUUAAAUACUUAUGUGUCAAACUAUUAAAACACAUCUCUAUCGUCCAUUAAAGUUAACUAAAUAAAAUAUGAAACAAGAAAAUAUUCACAGAUAAAAUUUUGUUAAAACCCAAACUCACCUCAGAUAUAGCACAAUAAUCAUAACUACUAUUUCCAAAACACUACAGUUCCAAAGCAAUAAACUAACUUUUAUUUUGAACAAAUAUAAACAGAUAUUAUAAUAAUUUGCAUUUUAUUGUAAUAUAGUAAUUAGCAGCUAUUAAUAUUUUUGUACACCAUUUUAUUCACAUUAGCUUCUGUUUCAUUGUAAAUGCAAUAGUUUAGUUUAAAUAGACUCUGUAAGAAUUUCUUGUGCAAUUUUGUUUAAUUAUGUUAACUGUUGAUGAUUUAUUUAUAUUUGU
Molecule: messenger RNA, 2971 nt
Organism: Teleopsis dalmanni
Lineage: Eukaryota; Metazoa; Arthropoda; Insecta; Diptera; Diopsidae
Product: leucine-rich repeat-containing protein 59
Exons: 5
Coding region: 1291-2253 (320 amino acids)
Molecular function (GO): protein binding
Source: RefSeq, a predicted model, not a curated record